ACAUGUGCCUGAUUUUCAUCGACUAGAUUUGAUUUCGUAUUCUCUACAUGGAGAUGCACUUCGGUGGUUUAAAAACAAUAAAUCUGCAUUAAUUACUUGGGGUAUUUUUGUUCAAGAAAUUUAAAAAGUAUUUACAUCUUCAUUUUUUGAAGAAUUAGCCUUCAAAACUCUCAAGUCUUAUACACAAGGUGAAAAUCAGUCAAUUCGUAACUUGUAUAACGAAGUUUUAAAACUAUGUAAUGCUGCUGAUUCCAGUAUGAGUGAGUCGACAAAGCUCAAAAAUUUAUUGAAUAAAGUAAAACCUAGUAUACAACUUGAAGUAAGUAAGCGAAAGCCAAAAUCGACUGUAGAAUUUCUCGAAUUCGCAAAGGAAGUUGAAGAACUGCUACAACUUUCUAAUCUUCAAAUCGAUACAAGUACUCAUCGUAGUUCGAACCCGGUUAAUAGUAAUAUACAUACGAGUUCUUCGAGUUUUUUUCCAUCGACUUAUUACAACAAUUCUGAUUAUCACUAUACUUCAUCUUUACGAAGAAAUUUCGGAAAUAAUGCUGCUUCAACAUCAUUUACCUAUCUUCCUUCUCGUUCAUCUAAAUCCGAUAAAACACAAAGUUAUAAUUCGUAUCAGUACUCGCAUUCAAAUCAGUUUAAUCCAUCAACUAAUAAUAAAAGUAGUAAUAAUAAUAAUCGAAAACAAAACCGUAUACAACAGUUUCAAAAUAGUUCUAAACAUAAUGCUAAAUCGAAUUCACGUUUAGUCAAUGCAGUAUUUCCAUCUAAUUCAUCAAUUCAGAACGAUAAUAUCAAUAGUUCCGAUUCAUCUGUUGUAUGUCAGAUUUGCAAUCAAUUUGGACAUGACGCUUCGUCUUGUUCAAGUUUUCACUAG
Rotaria sordida is the source of this 883-nucleotide messenger RNA. Lineage: Eukaryota; Metazoa; Rotifera; Eurotatoria; Philodinida; Philodinidae. The record is from the annotation of a GenBank genome assembly.